UAGCAGGCUUUUCAACGGUUAGUGUCUGCUAUUAGAAGACGUAGGGUUCGCUUGAAAAGACGUCGUUUACGAAACCGUCCUUGGUCGUGGAUUCUACCGCAUCCGGCAGAGUCAUGGUUUGAAAUACAUUUCUACAAUAGAAACAUUCCAGAAGAUUACUUUCGACGCCAGCUGAGAAUGAAGGGAGGGACCUUUCAAGCCCUGGUUGGCAUCCUGACGCCGUGGUUAACCAGAGAGAAUAAGCGAUUGAGGGACUGCAUUCCACCGGAAAAAGUUUUAGCCCUAGGAAUAUAUAGGCUUGCACACGACAAUUCAUACAUGAGCAUCUGACCUGUAUUUAAUGUUGGCAAAUCCACUGUAAUCGAGGCCGUCCAAGAUGUUGUGGCAGCUUUGUUUAAACUGAAAGAUGAAUAUAUACAUUUCCCAGAAACAGUGGCAGAAACCAGCCUCUAUAGGAACAUUUAAAGACUUAUCUCGACUGCCAAACAUUGUUGGAGCGAUUGAUGGCACCCAUAAACCGAUAAAUGCACCACACGAGAAAGCAGUCGAUUACUUUAGUCACUAUCGACAUCACAACUUUGGCAUUCAGGCAGUAGCUGAUGGGGACUUGCUCUUUUUAGAUUUUUCCGCUGGAUAUCCAGGAAGUAUGCAUGACGCUCGCAUAUUAAGGAACAGUAGUUUAUAUCACAAAGCUGAGCAAGGAGACAUUCUCACUGGCCCCAUCGUAAAUGUUAACCACCACGAGAUUGGCCCAUAUUUAGUAGGUGACAGUGCUUACCCGAUAUCACCAUGGCUUCAAAGGCCAUUCCCAAAGGCUACGAGAGACAAGAGCGAAAUACAAUUUAACCCUGAACUAUCAAGUGCAAGGGUCAAAAUAGAGUGCACUUUUCGAGGCCUUAAGUCACGGUGGAGAAUUUUACAAAAGCGCCUUGAUAGUGACAUUAAAUUCUCUGUUCCUAUCGCUGUUGCAUGUGCUGUCCUACACAAUGUCUGUAUAAAAAUAGAGGACGAUUGUGAUGACGACAGCAAUCCAGAUCACCACUGCCGUGAUGACAACAAUGGAGAUGUUGUUAGGGAUGGACAAGAGAUAAGAGACAUCCUUAAGGAAUUUCUCUAACUUUAUUUUGA
Messenger RNA from Orbicella faveolata, 1128 nucleotides. RefSeq names its product protein ALP1-like. The record is from RefSeq and is a predicted model, not a curated record. NCBI's taxonomy places the organism in Eukaryota, Metazoa, Cnidaria, Anthozoa, Scleractinia, Merulinidae.